Molecule: messenger RNA, 969 nt
Organism: Trichoderma harzianum CBS 226.95
Lineage: Eukaryota; Fungi; Ascomycota; Sordariomycetes; Hypocreales; Hypocreaceae
Exons: 1
Coding region: 1-969 (322 amino acids)
Molecular function (GO): oxidoreductase activity
Source: RefSeq, a predicted model, not a curated record
AUGUUGGCAGUGUAUGCCAAUUAUGCCGACCAAGACAAUCCUCUCCAAGCCCUAAGAAUUGGUCGAGUACCACUUCCUCCUGUUCCGGACGGCUGGGUGCGGGUAAAAGUUUCAACCGCGGCGCUGAAUUAUCACGACGUGUUCACUCUUCAGGGAGUUGGGACUCAUCCUCUAACUUAUCCUCGUAUUCUCGGAUGCGAAGGUUGUGGCUAUCUCAAAGACGGUACUCCUGUCAUCCUGUAUCCCGUCAUGUGUGGUACCGACUACCUGGGGGAGGAAAUAUUGGAUCCUGCCAGAAAUGUGUUUCACGAGAUAACAGACGGAACUCUUGCGGAAUACGUUGUUGCUCCAUCCCGCAAUGUUCUUCCCUUGCCUUCCGGCUUAGAUCCUAUUGAUGGCGCUGUACUCGGUAUUGCGUGGCUUACUGCAUACCGGAUGAUUUUUACCAAGGCGAAUAUGCGUCCUGGGCAGACAAUGCUAGUCCAAGGCUCAUCGGGAGGCGUAUCCACAGCUCUCAUUCAACUUGGCGCGGCCGCUGGCCUACGGGUCUGGUGCACAGGCCGCUCCCCAGAGAAAAGAGAACUUGCCCGGAAACUAGGGGCGGAGAAAACAUUUGAGCCAGGUGCUACUCUUCCCCAGCAAGUUGACGCAGUGUUUGACACGUCGGGCAACGCAACCUGGUCGCAUUCAAUGGCGUCUGUGAAGCUAGGAGGAUCAAUUGUAACAUGUGGUGCCCAUGGUGGCUUCCAUGUUUCACUCGAUCUACUUCGAGUGUUCAACGACCAGAUUAGUAUACAUGGCGUAUAUGCUGGAACAUUGCAAGAGUUCAAGGAUCUCAUUCAAUUUGUCAUUGCGAAAUCUAUCAAGCCACGAAUUGGAAGCACGUUGCCAUUGUCAAGAGGAGACGAGGGACUCAAGGCACUCUAUACUGGAGGCACGGACGGUAAAAUCGUCCUAGUCGCUAAUUAG